Molecule: messenger RNA, 2524 nt
Organism: Plutella xylostella (diamondback moth)
Lineage: Eukaryota; Metazoa; Arthropoda; Insecta; Lepidoptera; Plutellidae
Source: RefSeq, a predicted model, not a curated record
UUUUUUUCAGUAAUUUCGUUGGCAACUCAGGUUUUGGAUUUCUAUUAGUGCGACUCAUAUUAUUUACGUUAUUUUUUCACUAAAAUAAUGGCUAAACGUAAAAAUAAACCUCUCAUUGAUUCAGAUUCAAGCAGCGAGUGCUCAGAUUUGGAUUCGCAAUUCCUAAACUUGGCUAAGAAGAAGAAGAAGCCUGGUGACGCUCCGUCUGCACCCGCUAAAGCCAAGAACACAUCAGACAGCGAAUCAGACUGGGAUAAUGAUGAUAAGAAAAACUCAGCGAAGUCCGGUGGCUCCUCCUCAUCAGGGUCGGACUCCAACAGCGACAGUGACAACUCGAAGGCGUCCAGCAAGAAAGCUACAGGCAGGAACUCCAGAAAACCCUCAGACGUGGGCUCGGACCGCUCGGACAGCAGCAAGAAGAAACCGGAGAGAAAGAAGAGUGUGGAGGCGCCCCCGCCGCCUGUUGAGAAGAAGAAGGAUGUUUAUAGUGAGCCGGAGGAAGGUGAGGUGUCGUCGCACUCGUCAGAUAAUGAUUCGAUGAUAGAUUCCGAAGAGGAAUUCGACGAUGGUUACGAUGAAAACCUCAUGGGUGAUGAAGAGGACCGCGCGCGCCUCGCCGCCAUGAGCGAGAAGGAGAGGGAGCAGGAGAUCUUCAAGAGGAUAGAGAGACGAGACCUGAUGAAGACCAGAUGGGAGAUAGAGCGCAAGCUCCGCCUCGCCCGUCGGUCUGCCGGCGCCUCCCCCGGAGAGAUAGCGAGACGCAAGCAGGCGCGGAACAAACGCAGGGAACGCAAGCAGGCGCGGAACAAACGCAGGGAGAGACGGCCUGAGAAGGAGAAGCAAGCCGCCGAAACAGAGAAAGAAGAACAGAGACAGAAAGAGCCAGAGAAAGAGAAGGAAGUACUAUCUCCCAGCCCCGGCGAGAUACAGGAUAGCAACGAUAAGGAUGCUUCAGAACAAUCCGAGCGUUCAACCUCUCCCCUUGGCUUCGGCCUGAAAACGGAACGCAAACGUAAUGUCGACGACAAGCGACAGAACGCGAUGGCGGCGCUCCGGGCGCAGCGCGACGCCAAGGUGCUCCGAACCCCGCGCGACGACGACGAAGACCUAAUAGGCGGGUCAUCCAAAGGCUCCGUCAAGCUGAAGGCUUCAGACAUCUACUCGGACGACUCGGGCUCCGAGUCGGACGACAAGUCGCCGCCGCGCCGCAGCCGCAGCUCCGAGUCGGAGUCUUCGGGCGGCGAAGAAGAGACGACACAGGACAGGAGAGAAAAGGACAGAAGAGAGAAAGAGGUCGAAGUGAGAUACGCGGACUCGAGGGAUCAGAUCAACAAACUCAGACUUAGCAGAUUUAAACUAGAGCGGCUGGUUCACCUCCCGUUCUUCGCUCGCGUGGUGACCGGCUGCUUCGUGCGCAUCGGCAUCGGGAACAACAACGGCAACCCUGUAUACAGAGUAGCAGAAAUAAUAGACGUGUACGAGACAGCCAAAGUCUACCAACUGGGAGGCACCCGCACCAACAGGGGGCUGAAGUUACGACACGGCGCGCAGGACAGAGUGUUCCGACUCGAGUUCGUCAGCAAUCAGGAUUUCACGGAAGGCGAAUACACAAAAUGGCACAAAGCGAUAACAGACGCGAAAAAACUACCCCCCACCAUGGACUUUGUGCGGUCGAAGAUCCUAGAAGUUAAAGAAGCCCUAAUUUACGAGUUUAAGGAGGAAGAUAUAGAGAAAAUUGUACAAGAGAAGUCUAGAUUUAGGUCCCACCCCACGAAUUAUGCCAUGAAGAAGACUCAGUUGAUGAAGGAAAGAGAUGUUGCUCAAUUGAGAGGCGACGACGAAAUAGUGCUAGACCUAAACGCAAAAAUACAAGAACUGGAGGAAAGAGCCAGCCAUCUGGACAAGACUAGAACAUCGUCUAUACAAAGCAUAUCCUACAUCAACAACAGAAACAGAAAACUCAAUGUGGAGACUGCCGAGAAAGCUAUUAUGGAAGAGGUAAAAGCAAUGAAAGGCAAAAAAACAGACGACCCGUUCACCCGCCGACACACCAAGCCGGUCAUGAACUUCAAGUCCAACGCGAGUCGGACACAACAACUACUAGCUCAGGAGGCUGAAGUGGAACCUACUGAGGAGGAGAAGGAGAUUGCUGAGGCUACUGCUAGGGAGAUUGCGGAGACGCAGAAGCAAGCGGAGAGAGAGAAAGAGAGGGCGGACCAACAGAAGGCGACCGACAACACGAGUCUGUACUCGCUGCACGACUUCGACAUCAACAUCGACCUAGAUCUGCCUAUAGCUAAAGUAAACACAAACAUCCAACCCAAGCCUCUGUCAACGAAAGCCAAGGACAGCGGGCCGAAACGAUCACUCAAUCUAGACGAGUACAAGAAACGACACGGACUCAUUUGAGUGUACUACAAGAAGUCUCGUCGUAAGAUACACUGUAAGAUUACGUUAUAGCAGUCGUUUUGAGUACACUACCAAUGUUACACGGAGGUUAUAACUGUGAAAACCGUUCAACAUU